UCAUCGUCUCGCUGACGUUUGAACACCUUCACGAGGACGAGAAGGCGUGGAAGUGCGCCGUGACACGACGGAGAGCAAAAGAGACGUUACGCAAGAGUGAGGAGGCGCGAGAAGAAGAGGAGCGCGUGUCCAGGGCGGAUGUGCGGCGCUGAACCUUCAAAAUAAAACACGGGACACUCGCGUCCAUUAGGUCAAAAGCGGAUCCACUCCAAUAAGCGUACACAGCGCCGUGACGUAUUCUGUUUCGUAUUCGUAUUCAAAUGGCGACAUUAUUAGACCGUCUGCUAUCUAAUGGAACAGCAUUUAAUUUCCGAUGGCACCCCUGACGACCUCUCACCCCGGUUGGGAAUCACAGCGUCGGUUUGUAUGCACGACCUUUAUACUGAAAGGUCGGGGGGAAGCGCGAUCUUUUUGAUGUGAGCUUUCCCACAGCCCAAUCUCGCAGCAGCCAUCAGAUCAUCAGCGUCAAGUAGAGGACCAAGUUACGGUCAAAGUUUCGGAGCUCGUCGAUCAUUGACGGGAGCAGCCAGUGGGCGAUCGGAUCUUUUAUGUUAUUUGAGCAGUUGCUGCUUUUGCUUUGCAGCAACUGCUCUCGCCCUUUUCGCGGGCAGGCAGCGGAAGUGUGAGAAGUGGGGAAGUUGUUCGGGGAUGUAGCGGUGCGGCGGUGCGGCGGUGCGGGUUGGGGAGCGAGAAGAAGGGCAACAAACUCGGGAGGAUUCGCUGUUCAAAUUGGAGACCCUGGAGGCCGGGGGCAUGGACGCCCACGUUAAGGAGGGACGACUUUACGUGCAGCAUCAAAAGUUUGGCAAGAAAUGGAAGAAGAACUGGUUCGUCCUCUACCCGAACAGCCAAAACGGCAUCGCCCGCCUCGAGUUCUUCGACUCGUCCGGGUCGGGAGGCGCGGUUGGCGGCUCGGGUGCAAAUUCCAACGAGAAGACCAGAAAGCUCGACAAGAAGAUUAUCCGCUUGUCCGAGUGCAUCUCCAUUCUGCCGGCGCUGACGGAGAACUGUCCCAAAGACAACAUGGCGGCGUUCUGCGUGGAGACCAACGACAAGACCCACGUGUUUGCCACUGAGAAGAAUGCCGCCAAGGAGUGGAUGGAUACCAUGUGCGACAUUGCCUUUCAGGGUGGCAGCGGUGGCAGCGGUGGCAAUGGGGAAUCUGACGGGGAGUCUCAAGACCUGAAGAUGUCAGAGAACCUCAUCUAUUACUCUCGAGAGAACGCGAACGAGUUCUGGGUGAGCGUUCAGCGAACGGAGGCUUCGGACCGCUGCGGGCUGGCAGGCAACUACUGGCUGAAAGCUGAACGCGACGCCCUGGUCUUGAGGGAGCCCAAAACGAAGAGCAACGUCUUUGUCUGGCCGUACAAGCUGCUGAGGAGAUAUGGACGAGACCGGGUGAUGUUUUCCUUCGAGUCCGGGCGCCGCUGUGACUCAGGCCCCGGUAACUUCACCUUUGACACCAAGCAAGGCAAUGAGGUCUUCACGCUCGUGGACCGGGCCAUCAAGUCCCAGAAGGCCCUGGCCGAGGAGCGUCCCCUCAGCUGCCCCGUCUACUUCGACCCAGAGUGCCCGCCAUCUCUGCAGCACGUGCGCAACGCCGGCGUCGCGGCGCCCGGAAGCGGGGACAGCAGCAGCUGCAGCAGCUGGGAGGCUGACGGCGAUUCGGGUGGCAGCAAGCCGGGCUCCGCCGACGGUGUGCUCGGGAAGAGGGAGGGAGGAGACGGAGGAGGAGGGGCAAGAAGGCACGCAAGCGGCGGUGCCGAUAAACACAAAGGGAGGAGUUUGCCGGAACUGCCGGCCAUACUGGGGGCUUCGAGCGGAGGACACACGCCUCCGCGGUCUCCGAGAGGCCAGGGCGUGGCGAAGCGUCCUUCCGCGCCCGACGAACAAGCCGCUCUUUAUUCAGAGCCGAUCGACGCCGUCCGUCUGCCUCUGCACGCGGCCGACGGCCUCUACUCUGACCCGGUGGACGUCCUUGCAUCCGCGCCACUAGUGCACCCCCCUCGCCUGCGACCGGUGGGUGACGAGUCUUCCGGAGGCGGGGCUCAAAUGGAGCAUCGCCACAGGAAAGCCCAGGACCUAUAUUCCCACGUGUACGACCGCAUCAGCCUGGAACUGAGCCAGAAGACCAGCGCAUUGAGUCUGAAUGGGGCCGGGAGGUGUGGAGGCAGCAAGCGAACCCCCGGCGGGCAAGCGGAGGGAGCUCUGUCGCCCCCUCUCACUUCUCUGGAGCACAUCUACGACGAACCGGAGGGUUUUGCCAAAGGGAUUUCGAACUCCGCCAACACGUCGGGGACGAGUAUUUACAACGAAGCCCGUUUGGAGCCUCGCAGCCAGAAGAGGCAGGAGGAGGUGGCUUCCCUGUCAGGACCCGAGGGAAAUUAUAGCACCCCCACCCAUGGAAAGUCUUCAGAGUCCCACAAGUAUUCUCCCCUGAACCGCGGAGGACAACCUCCGCCGGCUCCAAAGUGGCCCAAACCGGUCACCGCUCCCAAACCCAGCAGGGGCAAUUUGGCUCGGAAGGGGCCCGUGCCGUCGCCUCCGGGGAAACACGGCGAGCCGGUCGAUAAUGUCAACAACAACAACAACAACGUUAGGGCCAGCGAGGGCCGAGGCGACGGGGAGCUGUACAGCAAAGUCUCAAAACCUUGCAAGUUGUGGCCAAGUCGGUCCAAAGCGACACCAGUGAGCUCGCCUGAUAUUAUCUAUGACAACUUGGGAAACAUUUGACUGUUGCCUUUGCGAGGAUCUGAGUGCUCAAAAGGAUAGCUCUAUAUUUUGCAAAAGCAUUCUUUUCGUUGGCGUUUAUCCACCCAACGGAGACCUGCGAGGUGGUGAGAGCGCUCUGGACUGCGGCGAAGCAAGCCACGGUGCGGUUAUACUUCAGAUGGCACAACGAGCCAUCCCAAAGAGUGGCUUGGCUCUUUUCUCCGCAAAAUGAGACCAGAAGAUUUUCCUUUAAUAGCAGAGGUGCUUACUUGUUGGGCUCCAUAUGGUGGAAACCCUUUCCCAGGUGCCACGCGUUGCAAACUCAAGGCCUCAACUCGGGUCAAGGAAAUAGACAUGAAGGGCUCGCGUGUCUGUUCAACUGCAAGGGCAAGUCGACUCAUUGUUUCAUUAUUGGCCACAUAAGAGACUUUGCAACUACCUGCAAUAUAUGUGUAAAUGUAAGAAACAGCUGGGCUGUCUAGAAGUAUAACUAACAAUAAACAAUAUCUUGAAAAGA
Molecule: messenger RNA, 3229 nt
Organism: Phyllopteryx taeniolatus (common seadragon)
Lineage: Eukaryota; Metazoa; Chordata; Actinopteri; Syngnathiformes; Syngnathidae
Gene: dok1b
Product: docking protein 1b
Exons: 5
Coding region: 754-2733 (659 amino acids)
Biological process (GO): positive regulation of MAPK cascade; cell surface receptor protein tyrosine kinase signaling pathway
Cellular component (GO): cytoplasm
Source: RefSeq, a predicted model, not a curated record